Molecule: messenger RNA, 725 nt
Organism: Nymphaea colorata (pocket water lily)
Lineage: Eukaryota; Viridiplantae; Streptophyta; Magnoliopsida; Nymphaeales; Nymphaeaceae
Exons: 4
Coding region: 304-627 (107 amino acids)
Source: RefSeq, a predicted model, not a curated record
CCUCUCGUUUAUGAAACUAACCAUGGCCUCGAUGGAGUGUUGUUUGUGAAGGUUAUCGUUUGUUUGGGAAGGUUAUCGUUUGUUUGGGCAGACGGUUCUGCCGGCCAUUGUUCAAUCGGUAGCAGUUGUGCCCGUAAUUGUUUGACGAAAUGCUUGAGAAAAAUGACCCACUGAAUGAAUCUUUCCUUUUGUGAGGGCGCGCGCGAGAGAAUUCGAGUGUAAAUUCAACAUUCUUGUGUCAUGUUGCUGGUGUUGAAGCAUGGUGACAGCGUAAGGGGGCAUUGGGAGUGAGGAGAAGAAAAAAUGGAUGGUGUUCCUCGGCCACUGCGAAUCCUGGCAACGACGGCUGCCGUGUUCGUUGGUGGGGUGUUCACCCUCUCCCUGUCCUCGUCUCUUGCCAUUCGUGCACUUCAAUCUGUUUCUGACGCCAAGAAGAGAAAGAUUGCUACGAGAUGUGAGGCCUGCAAUGGAAGCGGCUUCUACCCAUGUAAACUGUGCAAAGGAAAAUCUACCAUUGAAUGGUCGCCUCUGUUUGAUCCAGUGGUCAUAAAUCCAUGCCUUUGUCCAACGUGUGAAGGCAACAAGGUGCAAAGAUGUCUGAACUGUCUUGGCAAGGGUUAUGCCUGAUGAUGGGUCCCUUUCCUUUUUGAUGUUCUCCUUUCUCUUUUCUGAUCCUUCUAUCUUGUGAGGAAUGAACGUGGGUAUUGCAGAUCUAUGUCCUGAUU